UGUAAGAUGCACUGCGUACAAAAUUGGCAGGUGCCACAACGGCAUUCACCCGGCUUCGCUUCCCGAGGCUGCAUCACGUUCUGCAUGUCGUUUCAUACCCCUCAGCUUACAAACGUCGCCCGCCCUUGCGACACUUCCUCCGGCCAAGAAAUAGCGAACUCCCGACCCCAGAAGCUUACUGUUCGGUCGUCGACAUCAACAUUCACCGUCAUGCGCGACGAGAACCUCAAUCCCAAAUUUCCUCUCGAGCCCCUCAAGCCCAUCGAAUAUACAGACGAGCCUCUCGACCGUCCUCUCCCUAGUGAUGCACACAGUCAGGACAUCUCCCACUAUUUGACAGGAUGGCGCCUACACCUUCUCACCACCGGCUUGUGCCUCGGCAUCUUCCUAGUCAAUUUUGAAAUCUCCAUCGUUAGCACCUCGCUCGUUUCCAUCACCAAUGACCUCCAACACUUCAGCCAGAGCAGCUGGGUUGUCACCGCCUACCUGUUGACCUACACAAGCUUCAUGAUCAUUCUGGCCAGACUCAGCGAUGUCUUUGGCCGCAAGACCAUGCUACUAUUCUGUACCGCCGUCUUCACUGUCUUCUCCGGCGGAUGCGCUGCUGCCCAGACCAUGAUACAAUUGAUUGUGUGUAGAGCUUUUCAGGGAAUCGGUGGGAGCGGAGUCUACUCGCUCGUCAUGGUAGUCGUAUUCGAGAUGGUACCUCCCGCUAAAUGGCCUACUUACCAAGUUGUCAUCACGCUGCUAUUCGGGCUGGCUAUGGUGUUGGGUCCCAUAUUCGGCGGCUUGAUCAAUCUGCACGGCUCGUGGAUAUGGGUUUUUCUGCUCAACGUUCCUGGAGGCGUCGUCACCUUUGGCCUUCUUGGGGUGGCCAUGCCGAACCACUUUCCCAACCACGCGAACCCAAGCCUGCGCAAGCCACCGUCGGCUUCCAGCGUCGAUUUCUUAGGCGCCUUCCUGCUAGUGGCCGCCAUGGCGCUGCACAUAACGGGCUUGGAGCAAGCGGCCAACAUGUACUCGUGGACAUCUGCCAUGGUGCUAGCGCCCAUUCUCAUAUCGGUGGUCAUCUGGCUAUCAUUCUUCAUCUGGCAAUGGUACUCGGACGGGGGGACGAAGCAGCGAGAGCCACUGUUUCCACGGCGCUUCUUCAAAAACAGGGUCUACAUUGGACUGCUAGGCAACACAUUUCUCAACGGCGCUGUCUCGACAAGCUGUAUAAUCAACAUCCCUAUCCGCUACCAAGCUGCCGUAGGCUCUUCACCGCUCUCGGCUGGCAUCCGUCUCAUACCUUUUUCUCUCACCCUCCAAUUGGGUGCCGGUUUGGUAGCCGGUCUCGCAAAGAAACGCCGCAUGCCACCUGUCUACCUCUCGUUCGCGGGCGGCCUCUUCCAGCUCCUAAGUCUGAUUUUCAUGUCGAUGGGCAAGGCUACCAAUCCAGACUGGCAAGCGCUUUAUGGCCUCGAGGUUCUGGCCGGCACGGGGGUGGGAAUGGGCAACGGCGUCGUCACCCUCAUGACGCCCUAUGUUACAGAGAAGCGCGAUUUGGCUGUGGCUACAGCAUCCAUAGUGAAAUUUCGUUUCUUAGGCGGUGCAACAGCCCUUGCCAUCAUCACCGCAGUGGGAAAUAAUUGGCUUAAACACACUCUGCCAAUAGCGCUGAGCCCCGAUGAUGUAGCAGCUGUGUUUCGCCAGGCUUCUAACAUUGGUUCAUUCCCGACAGAUGUGCAGACCGUCGUGCACGGCAUGUUUGUUAAGAGUUUUAAUCUCCAGAUGCGCAUCUUGAUUGGAUUUGUGGUAGCGCAGUUCUUCUUCACGUGUCUUAUGUGGCGACGCGUUCAGGUCAUGCUCGAGUGA
Molecule: messenger RNA, 1857 nt
Organism: Periconia digitata
Lineage: Eukaryota; Fungi; Ascomycota; Dothideomycetes; Pleosporales; Periconiaceae
Source: the annotation of a GenBank genome assembly